AUGAGGAGAGCCAUUCAAAACUUCAAGCAAAUUCCAAAUGAAUCUCUAGCCGAAUCUUGGGAGAGAUUUAAGGAACUACAAAGGCAAUGCCCUCAUCAUGGUAUUCAAGGAUGGGAUCUUAUGAUGGCUUUCUAUGAAGGGUUGCUUGAUAAUUCAAAAAUCUUGGUGGAUGCUUCAUCGGGAGGGUCAUUCACGGUUUUGGAACCUACUCAAGCCGAGGAACUACUUGAAAAAAUUGCGACAAAUGGAACAACUUGGUAUUCUGAGAGGUCUUCCCAAAGGCUUGUGGGAGGAUUUCAUGAUGUUGAUCAAAUAUCCGCCUUGUCGGCUAAGGUGGAUAAUAUGGCAUCCAUGGUUCAAAAGAUAGCUCAAAUCACCCUCAACAAUCAUAAUGCGAGCUAUGAUUCUUCUACUUCUAUUCCUCCAAGGCAAAUCAUGAUGUGUGACUUAUGUGGGGGAGAGCACAAUUUGGGAGAGUGCUUAAAUGAUGAUAUGGGUUCUCAAUCUACUUUGGAGCAUGUUGAUUUGGUAGGAUAUGGUAGGCAACAACAAUCAUACCAACCGCAAGGAGCCUACAAUCCUAAUGCAUCAAGGAAUCACCCCGGUUUUUCUUGGAGUAAUCCGAUGGGGGCUGCAAAUCCCCAAAGUUUUAGCAAUAGAGGACCACCACCGGGAUUCCAAGGGCAGCAAAAUUAUAGAGGUGGUCAACAACAACAAUCUAGGCAAAAUUUAGGAUUUCAAAAUCCUAAUGCUCAACCGAGGCAACCAUUAGAGAACCCGCCUCCACCAAAUUGGGAAGCCAUGCUAGAUAUGAUGGUUAAAUCUCAAAUGAAAAGCGAAGAGAGGUUUAGGCAAGUUUCGGAGAAGUUGGACCAAUUGAGUGCUCAUCAUAAAAUGCUAGAAAAUCAAAUUGCCAAUCAAGCCUCAACCUCUAGCACUAAAGUAACCGGGAAGUUGCCCGCUUGUCCCGAAAAUCCUAGAGAGCACAUGAAUGCCAUUAUCACUAGAAGUGGAAAGCAACUUGAAGGUCCACAAUUGCCUACCAAUGAUCAAAUUUUGGAGCCGGAAGUUGAAAAUGGAAAGUUAAAGGAGGAUGUUGUUGUGCAAAGCAAAGGAAAGGAUUCUUGCCUAUUCAAAUCCAAAGAAGAUGAAAUCCAAAAGCUUGAACCUUUGUUGAGACAAAUUCCACCACUCCCGUUCCCACAAAAAUUCAAGAAAGCCAAGGUGGAAGAAAGAAGGGCAAGGUUCUUGAGCUUGAUCAAGCAAUUGGACAUUUCUAUUCCUUUGCUUGAUGCCAUCACCGAAAUCCCCUCUUAUGCAAGAUUUUUGAAGGAGAUUCUAUCCAACAAGAGGAGAUUUGAAGACCGUGAAACCGUUGCGGUCAAUGAAGAGUGUAGUGCCCUUAUCCAAAAUAAGCUUCCACCGAAACUUAGAGACCCCGGGAGCUUCUCUAUUCCAUGUGUUAUUGGAGGGUCUCUUGUGCAAAGAGCUCUGUGUGACUUGGGAGCUAGUGUGAGCUUGAUGCCAUAUUCUUUAUGUAAAAAGUUGCAACUUGGGGAGCCCAAACCCACCGCCAUGACUUUGCAACUAGCGGAUAGAUCCGUAAAACACCCCGUGGGAGUUCUUGAAGAUGUGCCGGUAAAGAUUGACAAAUAUUACAUCCCGGGUGAUUUUGUGGUUCUAGAAAUGGAAGAAGAUGCUAAAGUUCCUAUCAUUCUUGGGAGGCCAUUUUUGGCAACCUCCGGGGCGGUAAUUGAUGUUAAAAAGGGGACUUUGGUGCUUGAAAUUGGGGAUGACAAAGUUGAGUUUAAUGUUUUUGAAUGGGCUAACAAAUCCCCUUGUCUUGAUGAAUGCUUUUGUGUAGAUACUAUUGAUUCAUGUGUCCGGGAAACUCUUAAAGAUAGCAAUUGGAUUUCUAAUGAUCCUUUGGGAGUUGGUGUGGAGGAUACUAUUGAGGAAGAGCAAAUUGAUGAAGACACAAGUGGUUUUGACGAACUUUUUGAUGAGAAUGAAUUAUUGGUGCAACCAUCCUCACCAAAGCAUGAAGUAUUUGGUCUUGGAGACCAAUUGGAUAAUCACAAUGGGGAUAAUCAUCCAAAGGUAGAAUUAAAACCUCUACCCUCCGAAUUGAAGUAUGCUUUUCUUGGUCCUAAUUCUACAUAUCCCGUUAUUGUGAAUGCUAAAUUGAAUGAUGAUGAAAUUGACAAGUUGUUGCAUGUGUUGAGAAGGCAUAAAAGAAUCAUUGGUUAUACUCUUGAUGACAUUGUUGGCAUAAGUGCAUCCUAUUGCAUGCAUAGGAUAUACUUGGAAGAGGGGUAUAAACCGAGCAUUGAACCACAAAGAAGGUUGAAUCCGAACAUGAAAGAUGUGGUGAAAAAGGAGAUUCUAAAGUUGUUGGGUGCGGGCAUUAUCUAUCCCAUCUCGGAUAGUAAAUGGGUAAGCCCAAUUCAUGUGGUUCCUAAAAAGGGUGGAACAACCGUGGUUGAAAAUGAAAACAAUGAGCUCAUUCCUACUAGAUUGGUUACCGGGUGGAGAAUGUGCACCGACUAUAGGAAGUUGAAUAAAGCUACAAGGAAAGACCACUUCCCACUUUCUUUUAUUGAUCAAUUGCUUGAGAGGAUGGCAAAACAUGCUUAUUUUUGUUUUCUUGAUGGCUUCUCGGGAUUCUUUCAAAUUCCCAUUCACCCCGAGGAUCAAGAAAUGACUACCUUUACAUGUCCGUAUGGUACUUUUGCAUAUCGGAGGAUGCCAUUUGGGUUAUGUAAUGCACCGGCAACAUUUCAAAGGUGUAUGGUGGCCAUUUUUUCAGAUUUCAUUGAAGAGAGCAUGGAGGUUUUUAUGGAUGAUUUUUCUGUGUAUGGACUAUCUUUUGAUGAAUGCCUUGCCAACUUGGAUAAAGUGUUGAAUAGAUGUGAAGAAGCCAAUCUUGUUCUAAAUUGGGAGAAAUGCCAUUUUAUGGUAAAUAGUGGGAUUGUUCUUGGUCACAAAAUCUCAAAGAAAGGCAUGGAGGUAGACCCGGCAAAAGUGGAAGUCAUUGAGAAACUACCACCACCCACCACGGUAAAGGGAAUUAGAAGUUUUCUUGGGCAUGCGGGAUUUUACCGGCGGUUCAUUAAGGAUUUUUCUAAAAUCUCAAAACCUCUUACUCAUUUGCUUUCUAAAGAAGCUAACUUUGUCUUUGAUGAAUCUUGUUUUGAAGCUUUUGAUAGGUUAAAGAAGGCAUUAAUUUCGGCACCCAUUAUGUCACCACCGGAUUGGAGCUUACCGUUUGAAAUCAUGUGUGAUGCUAGUGAUUUUGCCGUGGGGGCUGUUCUUUGCCAAAAGAGAGAUAAAAGCUUGCAUCCGAUCUACUAUGCAAGCCACACUUUAAAUGAUGCUCAAGUCAACUACUCCACCACCGAGAAAGAAAUGCUUGCCGUGAUUUUUGCCAUUGAAAAAUUUCGGUCUUAUCUUGUGGGGAGCAAGGUGAUUAUUCACACCGACCACUCGGCACUCAAGUACUUGAUCAACAAAAAGGAUGCCAAGCCGAGAUUGAUUAGAUGGACCCUUCUACUUCAAGAAUUUGACAUCGAAAUCAAGGACAAGAAGGGGUCCGAAAAUCUUGUUGCCGAUCACUUGUCAAGGUUGGAGAAUCAAAAGGAAGUGGUUGGAGAAGAGUUGCCUAUUGAUGACAACCUUGGUGGGGAACAACUUAUGGCAAUCAAGGCCUUUUUGCCUUGGUACUCCGACUUGGUCAACUAUGUGGUAUGUCAAAAAUUCCCACCAAAUGCUUCCCGUGCUCUAAAGAAAAAACUCAAAAAUGAUGCAAAAUACUAUCUUUGGAAGGAACCUUUUCUUUACAAGAGAUGUGCCGAUGGGGUAAUGAGAAGAUGCUUGCCCGAGGAUGAGAUUGAAAGCGUCCUAAACCAUUGCCACUCAUCACCUUAUGGAGGACACUUUGGGGCUUCUAGAACCGCGGCUAAAGUUCUACAAUCCGGAUUUUAUUGGCCUAGCUUGUUCAAGGAUGCUCAUUCUUAUGUGAAGCAUUGUGAUAAAUGUCAAAGGGUAGGCAAUGUUGGGAGAAGAAAUGAAAUGCCUCAACAAAGCAUACUUGAGGUGGAAUUAUUUGAUGUUUGGGGUUUAGACUUCAUGGGUCCAUUUCCUAAAUCUUUUGGGCAUGAAUAUAUUCUUGUUGUUGUGGAUUAUGUCUCUAAAUGGGUUGAAGCCGUUUCUUGCCCCACAAAUGAUGCUAAGGUGGUCAUCAAGUUCAUAAAGAAAAAUAUCUUUGCAAGGUUUGGAGUGCCAAGGGCAUUGAUCACCGAUAAUGGAAAGCAUUUUUGCAACAAAGCUUUGGGGAAAGUUCUUGAAAAAUAUGGAGUUCAUCACCGACUUGCCACUCCUUAUCAUCCUCAAACUAGUGGCCAAGUAGAGCUUUCUAAUAGAGAAAUCAAAUCAAUUCUUGAGAAAGUUGUUAACCCGUCAAGGAGGGAUUGGGCCACUAAACUUGAUGAUGCACUUUGGGCAUAUAGGACUGCAUACAAGAACCCAAUCGGGACUUCACCAUUCAAACUUGUUUACGGGAAAGCAUGCCAUCUUCCCGUAGAGUUGGAACACAAAGCACACUGGGCAGUCACAACUCUCAACAUGGAUUUAAAACUUGCGGGUGAAAAGAGGCUCCUUCAACUCAAUGAGUUAGAGGAAUUCAGACUUGAUGCUUAUGAGAAUGCCCAAAUUUACAAGGAAAAGACUAAGAAAUGGCAUGACAAGCACAUUCUCAAGAGGGAGUUUGUUUCCGGUGAUAAAGUCCUUUUGUUCAACUCAAGGUUGAAACUAUUCCCAGGGAAGUUAAGGUCUAGAUGGUCGGGACCUUAUGAGGUUGUUCAUGCAUAUCCAUCUGGAGCUGUGGUGAUUCGAGGAAAAAAUGGAGAUUUCACCGCAAAUGGCCAAAGAUUGAAACAUUACCAUGAUGACACCAAGAUUGAGGCUAAAGUGGCAAUUAGCCUUUGUUCCCCAACCUACACCUGAAAGAGAAAAGGGGUCGAGCUCACGACCUUAAACGAGCGCUUCUUGGGAGGCAACCCAAGUCCUUUUAAUUUAUUUUAAUUGCAUUUUGCUUUUCUUCUAGUUUUUGUGCUAUUUUUAUGUUUUUGUGUUUUUAGUUGAUAAUUGCGUAUUUAUAAAGUCCUUGAGCCUAAUUUUGUUUCUAGGUAUGUUUUUGGAGUGAAAUCUUGCUUGGAUAAUAAUUGUGUUGUUUGGAGUUUCUUUGCAUUUAUU
Messenger RNA from Ipomoea triloba (trilobed morning glory), 5253 nucleotides. RefSeq lists its product as uncharacterized. Gene Ontology annotation, molecular function: nucleic acid binding. The record is from RefSeq and is a predicted model, not a curated record. Gene Ontology annotation, biological process: DNA integration. Lineage: Eukaryota; Viridiplantae; Streptophyta; Magnoliopsida; Solanales; Convolvulaceae. The coding region runs from base 1 to 5004 and encodes 1667 amino acids. The transcript has a single exon.